AUGGAGAAAAAGGAGGGGCUUAGUGAUACAGAAAUGCAGGAAAAGGCAUUGGAUAUAUUACAGCUGCGAUUGAUCCUCCUCCAUCUGCUGUGUAGUGGCUGCUGGCCUCGCGGGAACAGUGGCCAUGGACAGCUGGGGCGCUUUGCUCUCCUUCCAGCCGGAGAGGGAUGUGGUGGGUCCUCCAGGGUGAAAUUCCGGAUUUCCCCGGGUCUUCCGGUAGGAGCCGUGAUCAACUGUGCUGACAACACAGGAGCCGAAAAUCUGUAUAUUAUUUCUGUGAAGGGGAUCAAGGGACGACUGAACAGACUUCCUGCUGCCGGUGUGGGUGGCAUGGUGAUGGCCACAGUCAAAAAAGGCAAACCAGAGCUCAGAAAGGAGGUACAUCCAGUGGUAGUAAUUCGACAACGAAAGUCAUACCGGAGAAAAGAUGGCGUGUUUCUUUAUUUUGAAGAUAAUGCGGGGGUCAUAGUAAACAAUGAAGAGGAAAUGAAAGGUUCUGCCAUCACAGGACCAGUUGCAAAGAAGUGUGCAGAUUUGUGGCUCAGGAUUGCAUCCAUUGGUGGCAGCAUUGCAUGAUUCUCUGGUGUAUUUGUAAAGGAAAAACCAAUUAAAAAUUGGUGAUAUGAAAAAAUAAAA
This is a messenger RNA of Myotis brandtii (Brandt's bat), 636 nucleotides long. RefSeq names its product 60S ribosomal protein L23. The coding region runs from base 1 to 576 and encodes 191 amino acids. The record is from RefSeq and is a predicted model, not a curated record. Gene Ontology annotation, biological process: translation. Gene Ontology annotation, molecular function: large ribosomal subunit rRNA binding; structural constituent of ribosome. Lineage: Eukaryota; Metazoa; Chordata; Mammalia; Chiroptera; Vespertilionidae. Gene Ontology annotation, cellular component: ribosome; cytosolic large ribosomal subunit. The transcript is spliced from 2 exons.